Cuscuta campestris is the source of this 3026-nucleotide messenger RNA. The record is from the annotation of a GenBank genome assembly. NCBI's taxonomy places the organism in Eukaryota, Viridiplantae, Streptophyta, Magnoliopsida, Solanales, Convolvulaceae.
UUGAGCUUUUGGUUGAGUUGGUUCCUUGACAUGGUAUCAGAGCCAAAACUCUAGGAAUUUCCGCACGAUCGCCCGGCAUCGCGUCCAUCGAUCGUCGCUCGUUAUUGCAGCCGAGAAGACCGGAACGGUCGACCGUCUGUUCCGAACGGUCGAAGACAUCGACCGUCCCGACGGAAGAAUUCUCAACUGCUGCUGUUUUUGAUCCAAUUCUUGAAUUUUCUCAUCUGGAGAAACUCGCGCAGAUGCGUGAAAGGGAACGCUCCCAUCAAUUUUUGAUGGGUCUGAAUGAUGCUUUGUAUGGGACUUUGCGGUCAAAUUUGCUGGCCCAGGAAAUCAUACCACCAGUAUCAAGAAUAUAUAACAUUCUUGUCCAAAAUGAAACGGCACGGCAUGGCGUGCACAAAGGAGAAAGCAGUGAAGCAGGAGCAUCCGUGUUUGCCGUAAAGAACAAGAUCGAGGUCAAAGAGCUGGUGUGCUCACAUUGUGGGAAAACAGGACAUGAUGUUGAGGCGUGUUACAGGCUGAUUGGGUACCCCGAAGGGUGGGUAUUCCGCGAUCAGUCCAGGAGAGGAAGAGGAAACAGACGAGGAAGAGGCGGCCGCGGAACUGCACGAGGCGGAGGACGGUCGACCGUGGCUGCUGGACGGUCGACCGUCACGGGUGGACGAGGCGAAGCCCAUGCUGUCCAAGGAGAAGAAAAGGCGCCAUCUCCGCUUCCGAACUUUGAGGAUCUGACGCCUGAAAAGUGGAACGCUUUUCGUCAUGCCCUAUCACUAUCUCCUACAGACAACUCACCUAAACUCUCAGGUGAACAGUUAGAUGCAGAAGGUUCGAGCAGCUCCAUUUCUGUUGAUCACUUUGAUGAUGAAGAUCCGGAGGAAGAACAGAUGAACCGUCCUUUGGGGAACCGUCGACCGGAAGAAGGAGAUAAUGCAGAUGAGCUACAGGCGGUCGAACGGAUGGACCGUUUUGGUGUCCACGGUCGACCGUCCUCUGGGCAGAAAGAUGGAUCCCAGGGAGAUCAGCCAACGGUCGAUGCGAUGGACCGGUCCCAUACGCACGGUCGACCGUCCGAAGGGCAGAAAGACGGACUCCAGGGGAAUGAUGGAACGGUCGACCACGACGCAGAGAACGGUCGACCGUCUUCAAGGCAGAACGGAGGGACUCAGGACCCGUCACAGACGGUCGACCCCGUGGACCGUUCCACGGAUGGCGGUCGACCGUCCACAUUCCAGCAAGAACCCGAGCACUUGGGGCGUGGUCAAAGGGAACGGCGCCCAAAUAAGAGCUUCAGAGAAGAAGAAGAAGAAGAGAGAUUUCUUCAUUGCCACAAGAAAAUGGAAUGUUACGAAAGAAUUGAAAAGCCCAAUACUUGCACUGGCCACCUCCAGUUGUCUCCGAGGAAGCUUAGGAGUAUGCUUCUGAGGACACAGAAAAGGAAGAAACCUCAGGCUGGAGAACUCCAGGAGGAAGAAGAAGAAGAAGAAGACCCAGAGCUUGGUAUCUCUUUAAGAUCCGAAUCUGAGAUCCAUGAUUCUGGUGGUUCAGAGAUUUGCAAAGAUGUUGCUGUUGUAAGUGUCCUACAUGAGUGUUCUACAGAGUGGGGAUUUGGUUCAUCAAUGGUUAAAGACAACAGAUCGAAGGAGCAACCACGCUCCACUUCCAUGUUUAAGUCUCAAGAUAUGAAUUUUGAGUUUCAGAAAGCAGCGGAUAGAGCACAAAGGGUCCCACCAGUUGCACCUUUCUCAAAACCUGCGCCAUCAAAAUGGGACGAUGCUCAGAAGUGGAUUGCAAGCCCGACAUCUAACCGACUAAAGACUCAAUGUGGGUUGGGACCACGAAAGCCCACCAAACAGGCCUCUGAUGUUUCUGAUAGACGAAUGGUCAUCUCUGAGGAGCCCGUGGAUACGAAGUGCAUCGAUUCGAACCAGUUCAAGGAUAAUGGAGUGCAGAAGUAUGUGAGCUGGGAGUCCGAUUCACACCCGGUUGCUGAAUCGUAUGGGAAGGAGACACUCAUGAUCGAAAACUGUACCAGAGAAUCAGCAAUCAAUUUGAGCAGGCAUGACUCGUGUGUUUCCAUCCAUAGCGAAACGGCAUUUGUCCCACUGCCUUCAACAGCAAGGUCAGUGUCAAUGAGAGAUAUGGGCACCGAAAUGACACCAAUCGCAAGCCAAGAGCCUUCCAGGACUGGGACUCCAGUGAGAGCAACAACACCAACUCGCAGUCCAUCUUCCUCUCAUCCAUCCACUCCUCCAUGCUCUUCUCUUCUCUCCCAUUCAAACGAUCCCCAGGCGUUUGAAAAGGAAUUGCAGAUGAAGACCAGAAAAGAGAUAAUGGCCCUAGGAACUCAACUUGGGAAGAUGAACAUUGCAGCUUGGGCUAGCAAUGAGGAAGAUGGCCAUAAAAAUGAGACCAAUGUGACAGUAAAUGGCGCUGCAACUGAACAGCCCGAUGGUGUCAUCAUGGCACGCGCCGCAGCUUGGGAGGAGGCAGAGAAUGCAAAACACUUGGCCAGGUUUAAGCGAGAAGAAAUGAAGAUACAAGCAUGGGAGAAUCACCAGAUAGCCAAGGCGGAGGCAGAGAUGAGGAAAACUGAGAUGGAGGUGGAAAGGAUGAAGACAAGAGGCCAAGAUGAACUAAUGAAAAAGCUAUCUUCAGUAAGGAGCAAAGCCGAAGCAAAGAGAUGCGCAGCUGAGGCUAAGAUGAGACAACAUGCUUCAAACGCUGAGAAACAGGCCGAAUAUAUACGGCAAACUGGACGCGUGCCCUCUUCUUCUUCUUCUUCUUCCUCAUGUUGCUGCUUCCAUUGGCGAUUUUUCUAAAGCGCGCGCUGCUAUUUACACUAUCUGCACAUGCAUUAUAAUGUGGCCGGAACAAAAAAGAGGCCAUGUUUAUGGGUAUUGCACGGUACGUUUAGGGGGACAUGCAUUGAUUUUUUUGUUGUUCAGAGGGACAAAAAGUUUAUCACUUUCAUUGUACAUCUUUUGGUUCAGUAAUAAUAAUAAUAAUAAUGGCUGCAGUUUUUU